AUGGAGAGGACCCUUAUCUGUCUGAUAGUCAUCUUCUUGGGGACAGUGGCCCAUAAAACAAGUCCCCAAGGGCCAGAUCGCCUCCUGAUUAGACUUCGCCACCUUAUAGACAGUGUUGAACAGCUGAAAAUUUAUGUGAAUGACUUGGACUCUGAACUUCUGCCAGCUCCACAAGAUGUAAAGGAUCAUUGUGAACGCUCAGCUUUUGCCUGUUUUCAGAAGGCCAAACUCAAGCCAGCAAACACAGGAAACAAUAAAACGAUCAUCAAUGACCUAGUCUCGAAGCUGAGGAGGAGGCUGCCUACCACGAAGGUGGCCAGAAGGCAGAAGAAGAGCAUAAAAUGCCCUUCCUGUGAUUCUUAUGAGAAAAAAACACCCACAGAAUUCCUAGAAAGACUAAAAUGGUUCCUCCAAAAGAUGAUUCAUCAGCAUCUUUCAUAG
Cricetulus griseus (Chinese hamster) is the source of this 441-nucleotide messenger RNA. NCBI's taxonomy places the organism in Eukaryota, Metazoa, Chordata, Mammalia, Rodentia, Cricetidae. The record is from RefSeq and is a predicted model, not a curated record.